Hippoglossus stenolepis (Pacific halibut) is the source of this 13230-nucleotide messenger RNA. RefSeq names its product mitogen-activated protein kinase kinase kinase 11. Gene Ontology annotation, cellular component: centrosome. The coding region runs from base 1394 to 4519 and encodes 1041 amino acids. NCBI's taxonomy places the organism in Eukaryota, Metazoa, Chordata, Actinopteri, Pleuronectiformes, Pleuronectidae. The record is from RefSeq and is a predicted model, not a curated record. Gene Ontology annotation, molecular function: ATP binding; protein binding; JUN kinase kinase kinase activity. Gene Ontology annotation, biological process: positive regulation of apoptotic process; microtubule-based process; protein phosphorylation. The transcript has 10 exons.
UGAAGUUGUAACGUGCAGUUGUUGUGUGAGCUACUGUUUAUUGGAUCAACAGCAAAAGGCAAAAAUUCAAUAAAUAUUCCUCACGUCGCCUGUCACUCAAAUAAAGCUGCUCAUGAGAUCGGUUUUACGUUGAUAGCGACGACCGGAAAUGCCACCGCGGAAUUGUGUCCGGCUUGACCGUGGCCUGUCAUCUGACUCUUUUCCUGUUGGGAGAGAAGAAGUUUAGAAACCCCACCCUCCGCACGGACUGUCAGCGCACACGUACGAGUGGUUCGAGGUCCUGACGAGUGAGCACCGACCUACGGAGAGGAGCGUGAUGAGACGCGCUGUUGGAGGCGCAGUUCCGGUGAACCACCGACUGUAACACCGGGACCACCGGGCAGCACCAGGCCACGCGCUCAACUCCGACGAGGAACUAACGGAACCUGUUUUUUUUCUUUCCUGCGCGCUGCUCCCUGGGAAGUGGAGCCGAGCAGGUUUGCUUCGCUCUUCCUGUUACUAAACUAAACUACUUUUUAUUUUUUAUUUUUAUGUUGUUCUAAAAGCGCAGCUCGUUGCGUGCUUUCUUGUAAUCAUGGAUACUCACGCGCACUGGGAUGCGGGAGCGCAGCAAAGUUGCGGCCAGACGCGGUUAUUGGAGGUUUGGGCUUAAUGCGAACUGGCCCUGAAACUUCGUCGUAAAACUCUGGUUGGCCGGACUGAAUGCUCCUUUCCUGCUAUUCUUCUCCGCUUCUCAGCGCUUCCUGCUUGUGGUGGCCACUGCACUUAAUGGCUAAAAAUACAUAAAACUCAAAAUGGACAACACAACGCUGUGGGAAACUUAAUCUGGAGUUGCAACAAUCUAAGUACUUCCCAACAAGCUUUGGGCUACUUUAUUUUCGUCUUUGUACUUUUGGUCCUCAUAAUCUCAACUCAACAGGUGGCAAUUUUUGCAUGAGGGACGCCACUGGCCUAUUUGCCCAUAGUGAGGUGAUUCAGAAGCCUCUGAAGUACAGGCCGGUGAAAUGAUAUUGUGCUCAAACCAUGUGUUGGGGAAACCACACACCACAUCACUCGCACAGAGAGAAAUUCAGUGGCGACCAUGCUGCCUUUCUGAGCUUUGAUCCACUUCAAGAAAACAAGAGCGGUCUCUCGGCUGGUUCUGCAUUUUCAAAUGUAGAGGUUUGCAUCUCACGUGAAGACGAAUGAAAGACACUUGCUGUUCAGUUCUCUCUGAAUCCUCUCCUGUAGCCCACUUGUUGGUCAAGCGUUUGAAUACAUUUCACUGGUCCCUGAUGAACCAACAAGAAAGACAGGAAAGGGAGCGAGGUUCAAUAAAGUACUCCUUUGUACUUUAUUUUCAAACCCUUCGGGUGCAAAAUCGGAUCCAGUCAAAACAUCUGCUUGAGGCUCCAUGGAGCCACUGAAGAACAUAUUCAGCCGUGGCUCACUGUCGAACUGGAAAAAUUUGGAUCAAUCACAAAAAGGGAACUUCACCAAUCCCGUGUGGACAGCCUUAUUCGACUAUGAGGCGUCCUGUAAAGAUGAGCUCACCUUGCGUAAAGGUGACCUGGUGGAGGUCCUCUCUCUGGACACUGAGAUAUCAGGGGACGAGGGCUGGUGGGCGGGCAAGGUCAACGACAAGGUGGGCAUCUUCCCGUCUAACUAUGGCUCCUUCAAGCCAAGUGGAUAUGGGAAACUUCCAGUUAGCGGCGUUGUCAGCGAGCUUGGCCCGGCCGUGGUGGGCGAGUUCGAACCUGAUGUGCUGGAUUUCCGGGAGCUGAGCCUGGAGGAGGUCAUUGGCGUCGGUGGCUUCGGGAAGGUGUAUCGUGGUGUAUGGAGAGGCGGGCUGGUGGCCGUGAAGGCAGCACGCCAGGACCCCGACGAGGACAUCAGUGUGACGGCCCAGAAUGUGAGGCAGGAGGCCCGUCUGUUCGCCAUGCUCACGCACCCGAACAUCAUUGCCCUGAAAGGUGUCUGCCUGCAGGAGCCCAACCUGUGCCUCAUCAUGGAGUAUGCAUCAGGUGGCCCGCUGAGCCGGGCGCUGGCAGGACGUCGCAUCCCGCCACAGGUCCUGGUCAACUGGGCCGUGCAGAUUGCCAAAGGGAUGUUGUACCUGCACAGCGAGGCCAUUGUCCCCGUCAUCCACCGAGAUCUCAAGUCCAACAACAUUCUCCUGGCUCAGCCCAUAGAGAAUGAGUGCAUGGAGGGGUUGACAUUGAAGAUCACCGACUUUGGCCUGGCGAGGGAGUGGCAUAAGACCACCAAGAUGAGCACCGCCGGCACCUACGCCUGGAUGGCCCCGGAGGUCAUCAAGUCCUCCACCUUCUCCAAGGGCAGCGACGUCUGGAGCUACGGUGUUCUGCUGUGGGAGCUGCUAACAGGAGAGUCACCGUACAAAGGGAUUGACGGACUCGCUGUCGCCUACGGAGUCGCCGUCAACAAGCUCACGCUGCCCAUCCCUUCCACGUGCCCCGAACCCUUUGCUCAGCUCAUGUCAGAGUGCUGGGACCAGGACCCCCACCGGAGACCCAAUUUCUGCUCCAUCCUGGCCCAGCUGACGGCGCUGGAGCAGCAGGUGAAGGAAGAGAUGCCACAGGACUCCUUCCACUCCCUGCAGGAGGACUGGAAACUGGAGAUCCAGGACAUGUUUGAUGAACUCCGGGCUAAAGAGAAGGAGCUGCGGUGCCGCGAGGAGGAGCUGAAGCGAGCGGCUCUGGAGCAGAAGUCCCAUGAAGAGUUCCUGCGGCAGCGCGAGCAGCAGCUGGCCCAGUGGGAGCAGGACGUGUUCGAGCGCGAACUCAGCCUCCUCAUCCACCACCUGAACCAGAACCAGGAGAAGCCCAACGUCAAGAAGAGGAAGGGCACCUUCAAGAAGCACAAGCUCAAGAGCAAGAAUGGCGAGAAGAUCAGCAUGCCCCAAGACUUCAUCCAUAAGAUUACAGUGCAAGCCUCCCCCGGCCUGGAGAAGAGGCGCAACUCUCCUGAUCUGGGUUCAGGCUCCUCGCCCUCCUUCGGCCCACGUUUCCGUGCGAUCCAACUCAGUCCCAGUGACAACAGCAGGUCGUUCGGGCUGAGCCCAGUCUGGCCUCUCGAGGCGUCCUCUCUCAAACAAUCGAAUGGAGACAUGAGGUUGUGCCCCCACUGGAGGCCCCAGAGCCCGAAAAGUCCCAAAAGCCCCAAAGUGCUGCGCCUCAGUCCGCAGGAAAGCAGUCUUUCGAUGAGAGCCAAGCUCCUGGGGUCAGACAGCAAUGAGAACGGAGAGUCCAAGGAUGACUUUGAGGAGUACAGACCCUCCACCCCCACCCCUCCCCCUGCACAGAACGGCUCCUCAGUGAAGAACAGCCUGCGGCUUCCUCUACCUCAGGGAGACUCGGGCAGCGAGGAAGGUGGCUCCUCCCCAGCUGGCUCCCCCAGGCCUGAGAGGGGUUCCCACGGUGGCCUGAUUAGGGGCACGCACCAGGCCCUGCUCGGGGGUGCCUCCCUCCUGGCCUCAGUAGGAUUGGGUCGCUGCCUUGAUAUGCCCCCAAGGGUGCCCCCUCGAACUAACCCCCCAUCCCUAGAGGACCGCACCACCUUCGAACUGGAGAUCUCCUCCCCUAAGCCCCUCAUCUCAGACCCCCCAGUAGUGGACGAUCUCAUCUCAUUAUCCACCUCUGAGCCGCUCCCCAGACCGCUCUUGGAUUUAGCUCUGCAGUACCAAGAACUCAAGCCCUUGCCCCUGACUCCACCACCGCCAAACCCGCGCGAGAGGAGUGGCCACCGGACGCCGCACAGUCCGCAGAGCCCCAGGACCCCCCUGCAGCACGACAAGAACAGCCCAGCGGAAUGGACCCUGAGUUCCACUUCUUCCAACGGGGAGACCAACUGCGAGGCCUGGGAGCACAAAGCUGACAGAAGGAGGAGGUCCAGCCAAGGCCUGCACACUUCCCAGCUAGUUUUGGACCUGCCCUUCUGCCAAGACACACAGGACGCCGAGGAUAAACCUUCUGUGCCCUAUUCUCUCCACCCCAACCCUGCCCUCUGCAGCCCCAAAACCCGCCGCCUGGAGGUCAGCGUCAUCCCCCGGCCCCGCCCGUCACCCAUCCGCCCCCGCAUCGACCCCUGGAGCUUCAUCUCGACUGGCGGAGGGAACUCAACUGUGGGCCGCAGUCCUAUCCGCUCGGACAGCAACCCCCUGGGCUAUCAGCCUUCCCCUACAAACCCGUUCACCAACUGUGACCCGUUCCCAUCACCGGACUGUGAUCCAUUUGCCCUCAAAGCUGACCCCUUGGGCGACUCGGACGCAGCUUCACCAUUUGACCCCUUCUCAACUCCCUUUCACACAUCCCGCUCUGCCCCGUGCUCCACCAACGGCUCGCCCACGUUGCCCUCAUUCCGCAUUGUCCCCCUCAACCCAGCCGACUCGCCCCUGAUUGACCUGGGCUGGGCGGCCUGCAGCAAGCCCCUGGAUGGCACCAAAGAGAGGGCUCACCCCCGCCGGACAAUGGGGCUCAAGCCCUUCAAGUCCCCUACUCAGCUCAGAGAUGACCGGUUCUAAACAAGGCCUCGUCUGUUGGCUUGUGACCACGUCUCCCUCCUAAGUGUUUAAAAAGUGCAGUUUUAUCACAGGAGCACAGACCAGGACUGUUUCCACUACUUUGUCCUACAUCUUAAAGGAAAGGUAAACCAACAGCUGGUGCCCAUUUCAUUCUCCCUCUCUAUCUCUGUUUCUCUAUCCCUUUGAAGGAGCAGACCACAGAUCACUAGUUCCAUCUUCAGAUCCUAUCAGACUGCUCAUAUCACCUGCUUUCAUCACCCCCUACCUUUGAAGCAUUGUGACAAUGCAGAGGUGGAUAAGGCGACUUGCACGGCUUCAUCUGUCUCUACCUCUCUGCAGACUGAAAGCAUUCAGGACAAUGAAAAAUUGGAGUGCCUUAUUUCAUGAAGUGUUUUUAAUAUAUAUCUUUUCAAGGUUCCUUGAAUGGAUAAUCUGGUGCGUAGGGAAGAUGCUUUGAAUUUGGUUUAAAUUUGCAAAUCAGCUUAGCGUUGCUGUGGAAGAAAAUGCCGUCUCCAUGUGUGUGCGCGCUUGUGUGCAUGUAUGUCUAGACUCAUUGUUCAAGGAAAGCUUACUGUUGUUUUUUUUUUUAAAAAACAGUCUACCCUGUUGCAUUAUGGGAGAAAGCACUCAGAGUGGAUAUUCUAGGCUGCUCAUGAAAUCCAAGACAAAACCAUGACCCAGGCAUUCCACUUGGAAGCAGAUAACAUUCCAGUCACAUUCCUCGGGAAAUGCCAGGGAUUGGACAGAUUCAUUGGGCUGGCAGGCGACAGAGCACAGGAAACAAGACAGGGGAGCCCUCUGCGUUCCCUCCCUAUGCCAAAGAAUGCCACUGUGACAGUGUAAGAGCUGGGACAAAGAGUGUCUGCAAAUAAGUUGUUUUUGCCUCCGCAGAGCUCCAGACGGGUGGGUUCGCCACACUGGAUGAUACAGAGAGAGACAAUAGUAUUUAAAUGUAACUUCAAUAUACUUUUCUGUGAUUGUUUGACUUGUUUGACACUAUCCCGACUGUCUUCUCACCACCCGUCUGAUGCUUUAGGAAGGUUCAACCAAAAAUAAGUAUUGGCAGAUACUACAGUACAUCAGUAUGGACGCUUUCUUCAGUCAUCUCCACAGUGGCCUCACAAAGCCAGCCCACAAUUUCACAGUGCACCACUAACUUGGUCGUCAUUGGUCCUUACAUCCAGUUCUUGAACUAGAAAAACUAGAUCUGAAAUGUCGCAUUUCUUUCUCAUGGACCCAUCAAAAUUUGUAUCGAAGAAAGUAGGAGCUGGAAGAUUUGAAAUUCAUGUUGUUUUUUUUUUACCCCUGUGAAUUGGAUUUCAUUACAGUCGCUGCAGCCAAGAAUAGAAAUAUAUAUACAGACCAAGACAAAAACAAUAAAAAGAAAUCCAAAAUAUAGAUCAGAGAAUAAAAUAAAAAGUUUGUAAAAAAUAUGUGCAUUAUAAUACUGUAUAUAAAAUACAAAUUUGAUAGAAGUGAUACCUGCAAAACCUGAUUCCAAAAGAUUUGUUCGACAUUGUUGACACCACUCUCUUAUCUGUCUAUUCAAUGUAUUCAACAUCAACUGCAACUUGCUACCCCUGGACAGAGCCGGGCUAGCUGCUUCCCCCUGUUUCUAGUCUUUAUGCUAAGCUAAGCUAAGAUAAUCAUCUCCUGAUGUGAGCAACAUAUUCAGCUUACGCACAUGAGAGAGGUAUUCUUCCCAUUUAACUCUGUGCAACAAAAAGAGAAAUUUCCGACAAUGUCAAACAAGUCCUUUUGGUAACAUGCGUCAAACAUCAGAUGUUUUAGGGAGGUUGUGAGUUGUAGGCUGGCUUUGCACAACUUGAGCUUAGGCGUUACUGAACUCUACUCACAGUUCUAUGGUCAGAAAAUAAAUCCAUCCUAAACCAUUAUGUCAGUACCGAAAACAUCUGGUAGGAACCUCUGGAUUACUGACAUAUCAUGUUCUCAGAACAGAUGCAGCAGAGACGUUUGAGCAUUUUAAUACAGGGAGGAAUUUUUUAGCAUCAGUAGCCUCAACAGAGGAGAAUGCAGCAGAGCAACCACUGACAAACGGCCUCAUCCCACUCUUGGCUCACAAUCAUUAUUGUCAGUGGUUGUUCUGCACACCUAAUGUAACAUGUUCCGACAGUUUUCUCAAAAGGCAUCCUGGGAAAUGCGUGAGGUGUGGCAGGUCACAACAUCUCAGACUCGUGAUGCAUAACCGGAGUGAGCCGGGUUCCCAAGCGCCUAGUCCGUUAACAUAAUUGGCGUAGGUCAGGCAUGUGAGCAACUGGAAGAGACCCCCUUACACGUGGCCCAAACUCGUCAUGUAACCCAUGUUUUCACUGGAGCAUUACAGGGUAGAAAUACUGAUUGGGUUCAUCACUGACACCGUGUCAUGGGAAGACAAUAACCGCUUUGUUUCCGAUGAAGAGUGAAAGACCUCGUCUCCGAAGGGGGAAAGCUUUGAGAUUAGCCUAAUAAUCCUACUGACGAAUGGAGGAGGUUGAUAGCGAUAAUUAGCCUCUUGAUAAGAGCAGGGAGAAUUAACAAUGCGUUCGGAUAUCUUCUUAAUUAAUUUCCCCCAACGUUACGUAAAUGCCAUGCAUCCUCCUCACAAGGUAUUGUAGUCGCUUGCUGCAUCGGCUUCCAUCUCGGUAGAAGCUGCGCACUUUUAAUGCAUAAAGUUUGUGAGAGUGUCUGCGGACGCUCACCCUUUUCUGUGCCCUUCCCCCUCAGGUGAUGUGGUAGAUAGCUGUACUCCUUUUUUCUUCUUACUCCCAUUCCUUUGCUUGCUUGCUCUCUGGAAGCUUUUUCGGGAGGGCAGACUGCAGAGCGUUCAAUUCAGUAACAGCCAGGUUUCUGUCCGUGAAAAAAACAGAAAGAAAUGGCACUCGUUCAAGGACAAUCCAUUUACUAGGGAGUGCUGGGAGGGAAGCAGAUUUGUUUUUGGAUGGAAAGGGGAGCUUUAUUAUAUAUUUCUAUUGCACAUUAACCUAUCUGUUCCAUCUACUACUGGACAUCCAAAGUAAUACUCACUGGUAAGAGCAGGUAGAUUGUACAGUGAAGAGUCCAGCCACUUUCAAUGGUCAAAGUUCUGUAUGGCUACACUUGAGGGGGUGAAACGCCUGCAGUCGUUGAGAGGGGUGAGAUGUCAUUCAUUUGGGAAAUAAUGGUGCACACUCUUGAAAGCAUUUGUGGUGCUGCAAUUGGUUGUACAAAUUGAAAACUGAUGUUAAGGAGGAUAAAAAAUCCAUUGUCAUUAAAAAUCCUUUUUAAUGUCAAGGGUUACACAGUUAGUUUGAGAGAGCUCAUACGCCGCCUACUUACCCACCUCCACACAGCUGGCACCUGCUCUGUAAAAUGGACCUGUGGUGUUGGAGUGCCUGUUUCGGAAAGACACAAUAAUUGUACAAAUUCUUAUGACAUAGGAAAGGAUGUAAUUUGAAGCUAAGAGUAGAAUACAAAGUUUCUAUCAUAUUAAUGUUGAGAACAUGGAAGAAAAAGCAGCAGCAGCAGCUCCUCCAUCCUAUUUUCUUGCUUUCUCAUUUAAGCGUAGUUGCUUCUUCUGGACAGAUACAGCUGGUAGGAUCACCCACAUUCACCAUUUUCCGUUGUUUCAUAUUGACCUCUGGUCCAGUCUCUCCUGCCAUCAACAGGACAUGAGCUGUGGGGAUCUUCUUCAAAGUCGGCCAAACGUUGAAGGUUUAAUUUAGCUGUUGUCUCCCUCAGCGUUGUUCCCUACCCCUCCUCUGCUCUCGUCCUCGCCGCCAUUUUAUAGACGUGACAAGUGAUGAGUUAUUGACGCGUCUCUGUGUCAACACACAAAGUCACAAGAGCCAUCCUCUGAUAAUCAUUAGGCUCGGAGGGCUGUUAUUGUCAACAGAGCUCUGUGAGUUAAAAAGAAAAGGCUACACAAAGGAAAUUGAGAUGAUUGAAACGUCUGGCUGAUUAUUUCUGUCACAAAUACAGCGUGUGUCAAGUAUCCACUUCAAAACGCCACUCAUGUCUGGUCUGGAUGUUCUCUCAGCGCUCACUUUAAUUCCCCCCCAGAGCUGAUGUUGAAAAAGCGUUACCUGCCGUUUUCCAUCAAGGGCGCGCAGAUUGAGUCCGACUACAUAAAAUAUUACUUGUAAUAACAGCAGUCACCAUGGAUUUCACAUAUAAGUUAUUGUCUGUAGUCAGAGUUGGGGGAAAUUCUUUUAUUUCUCAGAAGUGUUUCAUUUGGAGUGGUGAGAAACCUCACCUGCUGCAAAAUGACCCGUUCAUGAAAAUAUGUUGAAAUGCUUUUUUUUUUGGUUGGAUGUGACCGGGACACAUAUAUGACGGCAACGAGCAAUUCUUAGUUUUGGCUGUCAGGUUUAUGAGCCAUGGCAUCCACCCAUCUGCCGCAGCUGACAGCCAGCACUCCCAUAAGAAACUCCUGAUGGGUUGUUUGCGACUCUCUGCUCUUGGAGGCAUUGCCCCAGCCGUCAUUGCAAAUCAGCGUCUCUCUACAACAAGCAGCCGGGGAGAAUGGAAGUGAAUUCUCUACAGGAGGGAGCGAUAUCUGGCCACCAGCUCCACAGGGCGGCAGGGAGCAGACAUGAUUUGAUGAUCUUAAUUCAAAGCUCAGACCAUUGCCUCAAUCAGCGAAUGGCAAAUUGCCAAUACAUUGCAUGAAUAAAAGCUAAUGAGACGGCACAGUGGAGCAACCCAAGGCCGUGACCCUCAUCACGCCAAGAGGCACCAACUAGUGGCAGUUGUGUUUCGCAGCCAUUAUCAAGAAUGGGGGAAAAAAUCAUAUCGCAAGCUACUUAUUUGUUGGCUUAGUAAAAGAGUUUGAGUGAAAAGUGUUGCCAAUUGUCAUCAUCCAUCAGGAUUACACUCAAACUUCAGUCUUUAAAGUGACUUUGUCAACAGCAGAUACGUUUACAUAGAUACUAAUUAUCGGAUUCACACUGGUUAAAGCAUUGAUUCAACUAUAUACUUUAUGUUUAAUAGUAGCAGCAUCCACUUGUAAAACCUGCUGUAGGCUCUCCAUUAUUUUAGGUCAAAAUUCCAGUAAAAACCUAAUUUGUUUUACACACGGACAUCACAUUGAAGUGCUAAUCUAGUUCCUGCUGGAGCUAAUCACAUAAAGCUUUAUAUUUUUCCCCCCCCGAAUUACUUUUUUGCCCAACACUAUUAUUUGUUGAUGUGUUCAGUAAUAUUUUGACUUGUCUGAUAAGCUGUUACUGCACUUUGCCAGUUUUGGUGCUCCAUAGUCAUCCGUCUGUUUUUGGUAAAUCAGGACAUAUGGUGUAAAAUAUAGUUAUGGCUCUAGAUACUUUAACAUAUUCAACACAAUGCAGAUACUGUGAUUUAAUUCUAGUUUAUAAAUGUAUCAGUAUGACCCAAUCAGUGCGUUUGUCACAGUGACAACAUGGUGGCGAGUGAUGCUGGCAGAAGUUAAUGCUUUUCUCUGAUUGACAUGUGCUACUGCUGCUGUAUCAUUGCAGUUAACAGCCAACAGUAAAGCGAGCAUCACAGUGUUGUGUAAACCAAUCAGUUCUAACAACGGAGAAGAUCUUGUACUGGGAACGACUGAAUCUAGUUUCUGCCCAGCCCUCUCUGUAAACAUGGCCAAGCUCCAGGGUAGAUUUGUGAACCUUGACAAAACUGAAUCUCAAAGAAUAGUUUCAACUCCUGCACUGAACCAUCACUGAACUAUUCUGAUUACUGAAAGUAACCGAGCAUGACGUGCACGUAACCAUACCCAUUUCUGGUGUCAACUUUAACGAAGCCGGAGAGUCGAGUCAGAAGGACACUGUAUUUCUCAAAUUGUAGAAACAACAAGGAGAUUGGGAAAACUCAGGCUGAAUACGCUCCACAUAUUGAUACAUUUUUUUUAUUGAUGAAGUCUCACCUUGGCGGCUUAGUGAAGAGUAAAUUGUGAAACGCCUAACUAGAUGCCCUGGCAUUUCACUGGCUCUCACCCUAUUGCACCUCUGCUUGCUAUUGUUCAAUUAAGUAGAUGUUACAAAUGUACCUGGUUAUCAGGCUUAUUUCAGCUGUCUCACAGGCAGCCGUCGGUGCCAGAGUCUCAUUAUUGCUCUUUCUGGCUCAUAUGAAACUAAAGCACCUGUCCAGGCCUUUGUUUGGCAUUAACAGGCUGAGCCCAAAUGAUCAAAUAUGACCUUUCUUUAGCUGUACAGGAAUUGCACAUCCCAAUAGGGACGUGGACAAAAGCCGUGUCUGCAACAGGCCCCGCAAAGUGCGAAAGCUAAUGCUCGGUCUUUCAAAGAGUGAAUAUUAUUUCUAAUUUGCUUCUGUCUGUGCAUCCAAGGUCACCAUCUGCUGUCCUCUUUGUCUGUAUCAACGAAAACUAAACGAAUCGGAGCCAUGAAAGGAUGACCAAUUUGUUUCCAAGACCACAGUGACAGCUCUUGGCGCUCUGUUUAGAAAAUAAACAUGGAUUUUAGCUUUGAGAUUAAGUCCGAGGCCCACACACUCAACCCCCCUUCUCUCAACAGCAUACUGCAGCCCCAUGGUCGAGAUUAUUGUUCUGCGAAGCUACUGACACUCAAUUACUUCGUGAUCUUUCUGCAUAGAACCUGUUCCUCAAAAUGUCUGCUUCUAGUGUUGAAUGAGUGCGCUGAGUAAACAACCCUUGUGCAGACUGAUUUAUAUUUUUGUGUGCUUGACAUUGUUCACAGAUAAAAGCAAAUGAUUAGUUACUACUUUUGCCUUUCAUCUUAAUCAUGUGGAAUCGUUGUACAAAUCAGGUGCACAAGCUAGUUCUACAAAGCCUCUGGUUCCACACAACAGUAGGACCUAAAAUGUGCCCUUCAACCUUGGGUAUGUAAUUACAAUUUAACAUAAAUUUAAAGCUAAGGUUGGUGAUACUGGAAAAGCUAGCAAGAGCUGGCUACACUUUGAAAUUGUGCAAUUGAUACAUCUCCUCCCCUCCCAUCGACCCUCUUGCCAAAGCUAUGCCCCUGAAACACAUGCUGAAAAAUUGCUAGAAGCCGACUUCUCCGUGACUCCCUCACCAACUUCUGGCUAUCGCACCAGCAGGGUUCGUGCAGGCAGGAAGGUCGGUUAGUGACAGAUAUUUUGGUCGAAUGAAAUGAUGUCUAUUACAGUCCUGGGAGGGAAACUGGCUUUUUUCUUUCUUUUACAACCCUGUCUGAGAAACAUUUUACAAACACCUUACAUCUGUACAUCAGUAGGCUGCUUUUCACUCACCUCCAAUUAUUUUUUCCCGCCUUAAAAUGCAAAGCAGUCAGCCCUCUUCAAAAUUGUCCCAUGAUGUACUUUAUGAAUACUUGAUUUUGAAAAGAUUUGUUUUCUGUUCUGAAAUGCUGGUGUGAUGAAACGUGGACAAGUCUCAUUGUUAACUUGUUGUGGGAAGAAUGCUGAACGUAUGAACUCAGCGUAAAAAGCAGUUAUAGCUUGAGUAAAUCAACAAAAACAUCAGUAGUAACAAAUGUCCAAUGUCCUAUUUACAUUUAAUUGAAUGCCUACGAAAUGAUAUUGACUUAAGUGUCCGCACUGUGUCUAAUAAACACUCAGAGUGCUAAGAUUACAGCCGGCACUUAACCCGAUUAAGGUCUUUUAAGGCACAGAUAUAAUUCAAGGUAAAGUAUUUGACAGCAGCUCGAGGGUUUUUAACAGUAGGUGGUCUCUUUCAGGUGCUCAUGCUGGGGCUUAACUAACUGAACUCUAAAUGAUCCAUAAUAGAAAUUUUAAAUGGUUUGGAUGGUACAAAUCCCCAUGACUCACCGGUCACAUCUCUUCCACUCACAGCAUCACAUUACUGUAAAAGGCUUUUCCUUCUGACAGCUUCCUACCAGCAAGCUAGGGGCAUAUACAAAAUUUAUAAAUGGGGGGAAAGUGGAUAUUUAUAAAUGGCUAUCUUUUUACACACUGGAUUUAAAAUAUGUUUCUGUAUAGAUGGCCAUGGACGCAGUCUACAUUAGGAUGAUGGAUGAUUGCUUCAUAUGAUCAAAAACAUUUUAUAGGUUUUCACUGGAGUAUUUAAGUUGCGUGUAUGGGUGCUUCACAUGAGGCAGAUUAACUUUACAUUCCAGUUCUCUGAAUUCGACCAAAUCUGUAUCAAAAUGAUUCCUCUACAAGCCAGAGUAUUUUUGUGUAGCAGAAAAUUCAAGAGAAUUGCCUGGUAGAGCUUGAAAUCUGUUUUUUUUUGUGUACAUAAUUGCAAAAUCCCAAACCUAAAUUGUGGUCAAAUGUCCCCUUGGGGCACCCAUACUGAAUUUUUAUGUGCAUAAAACUGCUUGAGGGAGAUGAGGAUUUUGUCCCUACCUUAAAGUGGUGGACAAGGUCGACCUCUCCGUCUUUGUAUCUAUUUGCUUUUAAUUAUAAUUGUUCCAGAUUCAUUUCCAUGUCUUUUUUUUUGUGUGUGUGUUUUAUUACAGCCUAGGCGAUGUGAUAACGUAAUUGUUGCAUUGCCCUGGCAGCCAUUUUUACAUCUCUCUCAGAACUGUCUCUGCUCUUUUUGAGUUAGAGUUUUAGUGGUCAUCAGGCUUUGAAAAAUUCGUUAUUGUUGCAUUUUUGUGAAAUCUCGCACUGGGCUGGGCCUAAUCAACUGUUUUUAUUGUGUGUCAAGAGGAUUAUUUCUGUAUACAGUAUGUGAAAAUGUUUUUAUUUCUCUUGACUAUUAUAAUGGGUUUUAACCUGUGGAAAAAAAAAAACUAAGGAAAAAGCUCAAAAAGAGAUGAGACCAAAUAAAAUGUAACACUCCA